AAGAAGAAACAAAAAGUUGUUUCUGACACCAUGAGAACAGAGGGAAAAUAGAAGAUAGCCUUUUACUGCAUAACGAUACAUUUGGGAGCAAAAAGAAAGAGUUCAUGUGUCUGAAUCCACAAGUCUAGGUUUAAUAAGACACACAUUGAUUUGAUUGGAUUGGGCAAAAAAUCCAAGAGAGCAAUUCGUGUCAUAUCGGAAAAACUGGUUGCGAUUCCACCAUGAGACGAUCGACAUCAACAUCACAGCGCCUGAUAAUGGCGUUUCAAGCGAUCUUAGCURUGAUACUGUUGUGCUCGUCUUGUGACCCUGGGUAUUUCUUUGUCUCCUCCUGGAGCUCCGACUAUYCGAAUCAUCAUCAUCGUCAAAGACAUGUCAGAUCCCCUAAGCCGGGCUCAGCGACAACCAGGAAACGACYUACUCAAUCGCCAUCACCGAAACUUAGAACCGUAGCAGAUAUAGCAUUGCCACUUUCAACAACCUCAGCUGCAGAGGGUAAAAGCCCGAAUUCGAAGCCCAGGAACAAAAAAAAUAGAGUGAAACGCAGAAACAAACAAAACGGAAACCCAAAACAGAAGAAGAGAGGAACCCCGGAUUCUUCAAGGCGACGGAAAGGACAGCAAAAGCCAAACAACGAACGUAACAACAACAGUCGCAGAAGAAAUGGGCCAAUUGCACAGGCAAAAACAGUCAGCGAACUGGUCCAAAACGUUCGGGCCACCAUGGCAGCCAAAAAUCCAAGUGGCAGGGGAACGAAUUGGAGAGCCGCGUGGUCAAUGCUCAAAAGCGAGGCUACCAUUCCCCACCACACUGUCCUUUCUUCAUCUAGUGAUGCCGACGAGGAACAUAUAACAGUACUGCCAACCCGUGUUUACAAUGAGCUCCUUCUGUGCAUGGAAAAAGAGCCCAGGUGCUGGCAGGAUGCCAUUCGGCUUGCUCAAUAUAUGGAAAGCGGAGGCAAUGACGAGGGCGAGGAAGUCACUACAGCCUCCAAGACAGAGAAUGCCGCCGUUGACAAGUACAACAGCCGGCCCUGGUACAUACCCUCACCGAACUACGAGAUCUACMACACAGUCAUCGAAUGCUGUUGCCACAACGGUGGGGGACGAAAAGACGCGCACGAUGCCUCCGUCUAUUGGCUCACGAAAAUGCUGAAAAAACUGGAAGUAGACGUGACAGAACUCAAGCAACAAGUAAAUGACAAGGCAGAUAAAGCCUCCACAACCAUAACGAAUCGCGACCGAAAGCUCGUCCGCAACUCGAUCCAACUAGUGCUUAGCUCCCUCUCGAAACAGCGCAAGUGGAGGGAGGCCCUACAGCUUUUGGAUUACACCGAGAUCCUUUCCAAACCGGACGGGGCCAACGUUCCGCUGACGGUCGUGCAAUACAAUACGGUGCUGACCUGUUUGGCCCGCUCGCGACAAGCUGGACAGUGCCAGCGACUGCUGCAGCGACUGCAGUCCAAGUUCAAGGACCAACCGAGCAGCGGUCUACAGCCCGACGAGAUUUCGUACAACGCCGCUAUCAGCGCCUGUGCCUCGGCCGGGAAGUGGAAGGAAGCCCUCCGGGUGCUCGACGAGUGCUACGACGAACCGGGCGUUGAACCCAACAUCUAYAUUUACACCAAUGCAAUGAGGGCCUGUGCCAAGGGUGGGAACACUCAGCGGGCCCUUGAACUGCUAGAAAUCGUCAAGGACAAGGGYCUCCCCGUCGAUAGCUAUUGUUACACGGCCGUGAUCGACGGUACGCUUUACUUUGAGUGUUUUUGACGAGGGUGGUGUGCAGUAAAAAAGUUCUGAGUGGUAUUUUUCUCACCAUAAUUUUUGCUUUCAUUCACCUAUCCCAACCUACAAACCAACUAAUCGAUUCACAACAACAGCCUGCGCCAAGGGAAAACAAUGGGURAAGGCAUUGGAACUCUUUGACGAAAUGGAAGAAAAAGGGAUCGAACCUACGCAGGUUACGUACAGUGUGACGAUCUCAGCUUUGGGGAAUGGCCUACAGUGGAAACGGGCGUUGUGGUUGUUGAAUCUCAUGAGAGAAAAGGGAAUGAAAGUAAACUUGAUUACAUACAAUGCUGGUGAGUGUUUUGUUCUGACAAAUGAUGAUUUGUGAACCACGUGCAGGGAAGCURGAUCGUUCGUUGAAUGAUUGAGAGUUGUCAUUUUCACGCAUCUAAUCCGGUAUAAAAUUUUUGACGGUCUUCCUUCAUUGACAUGCAGCUAUCACCGCCCUCGCAAAGUCUUCGAAAAACCGACACUCGGCAAAGCUUUUGCCAUCGGCUUCCGACAAGAAUGCAAACGGAGAUGACACACACGAGGACGAAGAACUGUGGACAAAGGCCAUGGACUUGCUGAAACAAAUGAGUGAGGACGGAAUCGAACCGGAUGGAUUUUGUUAUUCGUCCGCCAUCAACUGCUGUGGUGCGGAAGGACGAUGGGAAGAAGCCUGCCAACUCAUCGAAACGAUGAAGAACGGGGGGCCGAAAAGUCGACCUAACAAGGUUGCCUAUACAGCCGCAAUCAGUAAGUGAUGGCUGAAACGAUGCCGGGCGCAAUCCUUUUUCCUUUUAGGAAGUAUUCUUGACAAAUCUUGUCACUCACUUGUCUUCCGUUUUCCAAAACGCCGUGUUUCUUCUCUUCUCGAUUUCAGGUGCCUGUGGGCGAGCAGGUCAAGCAACGAAGGCACUUGAACUUUUUCAAAAUAUGAGCGACGAUGGACUGGCUGCUGAUCGUGUUGCAUACAAUGCUCUAUUUUCGGCAUUGCGUGUAUCCGAAGACCCCGACAAGGUGAGUAGAAAAAUAAUUGUUGAAAGACGUCAUCAAAUUGAACUUGAAGUUGGCAUUAGUUGGCAUGCAACGUCAAUAGUCGGAGAGUUUCUAAGUUGGAUAAACUAAAUCUUGUUGUGAUUCGUUCAUUUAUCUCAGGCUUAUGAACUUUGGGGAGAAAUCUGUGGCACUCGAUCCACGGAGAGCUCCUCAAUAGCGACCGCCAGAAACGUUGCAUCCCCAGAUAUCAUCACUCUCACGGAUUGCAUCGCAACAUUGUCACGAGCUGGAUACACCAGCAAAAUGGAUGAAGUUUUUCGAGAAGCGGUCGAGCAGGGCAUUGUUCUAGGUAGCAACGAGCUAGAUGAACAAUGGGAAAUGGAUUUAUCUGGACUACCGUUCCCGAUUGCGCGAGCCGCUACUCGGUAUUUACUGCAAAUCAAUAGGCACAGCAGUAAUCCGCAGGAUAUGGUAUUCAUCACAGGAAUCGGAAAAGCACAGCAAAAGCGAAAAGAAGAGACAGAUAAGAAUGCGAUAGAGACAACCUCAAACAAUGUACUGGACCGGAAGGACAGAACAACAUCCCUUCGCGAUUUCAUCCAAGGGAUCCUCGAAACAGAUUUCAAUCCUCCCCUGGAAUCCGUUGUUCCGCAUCGCGCCCAGGGAACUGUUGUGAUAGAAAAAGAAACCCUCGCUCGUUGGUUAGAGGAUCAGAAGGGACAAAUUGCUACGAAAUAAUAAAAAGGAAAAUGAAUACAAUAACAGUUUUGAACAAACCAUGUUGAACUGCCUUAAGCACUUGAAACAUAUGUGUACAGCGUUUCCCCCACUUUGUUGCAGUGAAGCAAACAUGACCUUCAGAUAAAUUGAAAUUUCGCCAUCCAAUGGCAUGGUAAAAAAGCAAGAUCCACACUUUGUCAAUAGGAUGCAGGAGUUCUAUGCUAAUGAUUUCUUGCCUCUAGUUGUCGCUCCCCUUUCUGGUUAAUACGACUAAUUG
Pseudo-nitzschia multistriata is the source of this 3765-nucleotide messenger RNA. Lineage: Eukaryota; Bacillariophyta; Bacillariophyceae; Bacillariales; Bacillariaceae. The record is from the annotation of a GenBank genome assembly.